GACCACGUCAGGUUACCUCAGGUCGCGUUUCCGAGAGCUGCCUGACACCUCUCGGGGCUGCGGCGGGGCGGGGGCUGCAGGGGAAACGGGGACCUCUUUUAAAAGAUAAAACAGUCGCUUUCAGGAGGUGCUGUUGGCAUUAACCGUGGUGAAGGGCCCUCGGUCAGGAAAGGAAAAAAAAAAAGAAACAAAAAACAAACGCAAAACCAGGAGGAGAAGAUGGAGGGAGAGGAGGAUGACAUGACAUGUGGAGACUUGGGAAACGGCCUUGGGAGAAGACCUGGAGGUGUUUAUGAAGGGGAAAACUUACAAAAUCCCUGUUCAAUUGGAUCCAGGAAAGGAUCUGGAAAGGCUUGUAAUUCCCUCUUGUCAGCAAAGGGAGCGGAAGAAAAUGAUGCUGCAGCUCUUCCUGGUCCAAAACGAAAUAGUUUUUACGAUGGAUCACUCAGAAAACCUGCUGCGAGUUCCACACGGCAGAACAGCUGUGAAUCUAAUACUGAAAUGUCAAAUGAAGAACUAAAGCAACGAUUUCAGGAAGCUCUAGAGGAAGUUGAAAUUUUGAAAGUUGAGCUUGAAGCGCAUCAAAGGCAGCUUGAAGGAAAAGAUGAAGCCCUGAGAAUCCUGCAGAGCAUGGCAGUAUUUAAUAAAGCCACUAGUCAUACAAAAGAAAUGCUUCAAAAAACGGAGGAAGAAAAGAGGACUUUAGAGAAGGAAAUAAAUAUUUUGCAGUGGGAAAUUGAAUUUGAUCAGGAUAGAUUUAAAAACAUAGAAGACACGUGGACAGAAAAAUACGACAGGAUAUACUGUGAAAAUGCAGCUUUUAAAGAAGCAUUGAAACUGAGGACAGAAGAAGUUAAAACACUUAAAGCUGAAAAUGCAAUCCUGAAUCAGCAGUGCUUGGAAUUCCUUGCAAUGCUCGAUGUAAAACAACAGAAAGUUGUUCAGGAGAACAUGUUGUUGAAUAAAAGUGACAUUACUGAUUUUACAGGUCUUGAACUGGCGGUGCUCGGGGCCUGCACCUGCAGCAGCUCUGAGGGGCAGCCUUGCCCCUGUGCCAAGGUGGCAGCUCUCACUCGGAAGCAGCUCCUUCAUCUCAAGCGAGAGACUGAAAAUCUGAAGAAGAGUAAGGAUGAAGCGUUUCUCGUGGCAGAUGCCUUCAGAAUUGCCUUUGAGCAGCAGCUGAUGCAGAGGAAGGACCAAGCCCUGAGACUUGCAGAAGGGAUAAAGAUGAAGAAGGAAACUAAAUUUGCGAACUGGAGGCGUCUGAGGGGCACUGAGUGUCUCAAGUUACAAGGCCACAAGAACAAUCUGGGUCAAAAGCUGUCCAGUCUGCUCUCCUCGCGUGGGGACUGCAGAAGGGUGGAGGAACUGGACAACCCCAACGAGAUCCUGAAGAUGCUGAUAGAUUUGGUGAACGACAAGGAGGAGGCCCUGGCCCACCAGAGGAAGGUCAGCUACAUGUUGGCCCGUGCCCUGGAGGCGAAGGAGGCUGUUUUGGGAUGGGGUGAAGGGAGGGGGUUGUUGGGCCCCGCUCACGCCCAUGGCCACAGCCCCCCUGCCCGGAACAGCGUCUCCUCAGCUCCCAGCACGGACACCCACAGACAUCCUGCGAAACCCCUGCAGAAGUCACUCUCCUGGCCCUUGGGCAGGGCAGGGGGGCCCCUCUGUAGCCUCAUGCGGGACCCACUGGGUUUGUGAAAAAGAAACACUUUGUGGAAGCGCCAGAAGCCACCCUGUGAUUCCGUCAGUGUGAGGGUGUGAUGGCCGAGGCCGUGAGGGCCUGGAGACCAUCGCGGUGCUGAGAGGGGCAGGGUGGGCCAAUGUAAGGGUGAUUGAAAACUGGACGGAGUGUUUGUGGGCUGACCGAGCCCUUCCCUGGCCCCGCAUUACCUGGUGACAGCAUGAGAGAGGUGUCACCAUGGCGGGGGAGGGAUGUGGUGUCAUGGGAGGGGAUGUGGUGUCACGAGAACCAGCAGGUUUGACAGAGCAAGAGGGAUAUUUUUGGGAGCUCCCUGAACUCACAGAGUCAGGUUUAGAGAGGAGACGUUGUUUCUUCUGCAGGGGGUGGAAGGUGGACGCUUCCACAAAUCCAGCACACCGACUGUCUAAAGCUGUCACUGUUUAUACACUUCAGCAAACAAAGGUGUUAAUGUCCAUUG
This is a messenger RNA of Chiroxiphia lanceolata (lance-tailed manakin), 2159 nucleotides long. RefSeq names its product coiled-coil domain containing 125 (gene CCDC125). The transcript has 12 exons. Gene Ontology annotation, cellular component: cytoplasm. The record is from RefSeq and is a predicted model, not a curated record. NCBI's taxonomy places the organism in Eukaryota, Metazoa, Chordata, Aves, Passeriformes, Pipridae. Bases 220 to 1698 code for a protein of 492 amino acids. Gene Ontology annotation, biological process: negative regulation of Rho protein signal transduction; negative regulation of cell motility.